Molecule: messenger RNA, 4053 nt
Organism: Bicyclus anynana (squinting bush brown)
Lineage: Eukaryota; Metazoa; Arthropoda; Insecta; Lepidoptera; Nymphalidae
Gene: Ctl2
Product: choline transporter-like 2
Exons: 13
Coding region: 352-2541 (729 amino acids)
Biological process (GO): transmembrane transport
Cellular component (GO): membrane
Molecular function (GO): transmembrane transporter activity
Source: RefSeq, a predicted model, not a curated record
CGCCGUCGCCGAUCGUCACAAGGUGGACGUUUACAUGAGCGCGACUAAAACUUUCACUUUCGUAAACAAACGUAAACAAACUGAACUGUUACGUGCGAAACUUAACACUUGACAAUAGUGCGUAAUCUCCGACGUUUUUGUAUUUAAUUUGAGGUCGUUUUGAAUUCGUGAAAGUGAUAAUUUUAGUAAUUACCAUCCUACGUUUGCGGUGUUUUCCGCGACGGUCAUUUGAAAAUAUCUCCGACGGAUGACAGUGGACGCGAGGUGUGAUUUCAUUCAGUUUCUGCGGAAUUUAUUCGUGAUAUUUUUUUGUGGACGUUCGUUUAUGUUUUGUGUUCUUUGUUAAGCGAUAUGGGCAAAGACUACGGGGAGCCGAUACGAUACGACCCCGACUUCAACGGGCCGAUCCACAACCGCUCCUGCACGGACAUCCUAUGGCUGAUCAUCUUCAUCCUCUUCCUCGGAGCAUGGGGCUACGUGGGAUACUACAGUAUGACGAGAGGAAGCGUCGAUAAGCUCUUAGCGCCCAUUGAUUCAAAAGGACGGCGGUGUGGACUGGACUCUGGUCUUGAGGACAAGAAGUAUCUACUAUUUUUCAACAUCGCUAAGUGCUUGUCACCUGGAACUCCUAUAACCGGUUGUCCUACAACACAAGUGUGUGUACCACAAUGCCCGGAUCGAACGAUACUGUUCACGAAGGAGUUGGAACAGAAUCCCAGUUCGUUCGAACAACUGAAACCGAGAAUGGUGUGCACCGAAGACGUGAACACCCAGAGCAUGACACUCGCCCAAGCUAAGCAAUACAUUCAGGAUGAAAAGUGCGCCAGCUUCGUGUUAGAGAGCCAACCAGUGUUGUACCGCUGCAUCGGGGACCUUUCGACCCUGCCAUGCAAAGACACGGACCCACGGAGCAGAGAUGGGGAGACCUGCGUACGCAAUCCUAAAGACGCACAGAAAUCGUUGUUCAAUCGCGCGACAGCGCUCGACUCCUACGUGGGGUGGAUAGCAGCGAGCUGGGUCACAUUCUUCACGAGGAAUGAACGAGAGACUCACGUCUUGUCGUCGCAAAUAGUCCAAGACCUGGUCCAGUCGCGCUGGUACAUGGCGGGCGCGCUAGUGGGGGUGGUGGUGUUGUGCUUUAUCUACAUCCUGCUGCUGCGGUGGGUCAUCACGCCCGUCGUGUGGCUGUCUAUCGCCGGACUGUUCGCUCUCAUGGGGUUUGCUCUCUACUUGUGUUAUAAGAACUACGAGUACUACAAAGCGAACCCCGUCGGUCUGUACCAAACAACUAACUUGAAGGGAUACGCGCAGUCCAUCUUCGCCAAACACGAAACCUGGCUAGCCAUUCUCAUUGCGUUGGCUGUGGUGUUUGUAAUAUUAUUACUGGUAGUAAUAUUCCUGCGAAGUCGGAUAACUAUUGCUAUAGCACUCAUCCGUGAAGGAAGCAAAGCCGUUACCGCCAUCAAAUCCACAAUAUUGUUUCCAAUAUUCCCGUGGAUCUUCCAAUGCGCUGUCAUUGCUUAUGGAGUACUGGUCCUGAUGUUCUUGUUGUCCAUCGGCGAUUCGGCGUUCCGCGUUGUGAACAUGCGGAACGAUACAGAUUGUGACUGCGGCGGCCUGUAUAAGGAGGAAGGGGACUCGUGCGAUCCAAUAAAAUUCUUUCAGAAAUGUCAUGAUACCAGUUCUGUUGGUACGAUUUUGCCGUGCCGAUUGGCUUCCUGUCACUUCACCGGGAUCGAAAAUCAAAAUAACGUAAUCUAUAUGCACCUGGUCAACUUGUUAGGCUUUUUCUGGGCGAUGUUUUUCAUUAGUGGAGUGGCGGACAUGAUGUUGGCGAGUACAUUUUCCACUUGGUAUUGGACUUUCCACAAGAAUGAUUUGCCCUUCUUCACUCUUACAUCAGGAAUUUAUAGAACGCUCCGCUACCACUUGGGUACUGUGGCCUUCGGAGCGUUAAUAAUUGCAAUAGUCAGAGUUAUUCGAGUCAUCCUGGAGUACAUCGACCACAAAGUCAAGAAGUUCGACAAUCCGUUUACGAGAUGCAUAUUGUGUUGCUGCAAAUGCUUUUUCUGGUGCUUGGAGAGUUUCCUGAAGUUCAUAAAUAAAAACGCGUACAUAAUGUGCGCUGUGCACGGGAAGAACUUCUGCAGGAGCGCUAAUGACGCGUUUUCUUUGGUCAUGAGGAAUAUUCUUCGAGUCGUCGUAUUGGACAAGGUGGCAGACUUCAUAUUCUUCCUCUCGAAAGUGUUGAUCUCCGUGGGAGUAGGUUUCGCCGUGUACUACCUCCUCGAGUGGAACUACGUGUACGAGGUGACGAAGGGCGAGCGCCUGCACUACAACUACGUGCCCGCGGUCAUCCUGAGCGUCGCCACUUACCUCAUCUGCACCAUAUUCUUCAACGUCUACUCGAUGGCUGUGGAUACACUGUUCCUAUGUUUCUUGGAAGACUGCGAGAGAAAUGACGGCUCGCCGGAGAAACCGUAUUUCAUGUCGAAGAACUUAAUGAAAAUCCUCGGCAAGAGAAACAAAAAAAUAACGUAAAUUCAAUAAAAACUGCCAAAGAGAUAGUUUUAAGGAAGUCAGUUUACAGUAAUGAAGGUGUUGUGACAAAUUGUUCAAUUCAUUUAUGAUGUUUGAUAUUGUAGUGUUUUUAAUAACUUUUUACGAGUAACAAUAAUAAUUAUAAUCGAUCGACGUAUAGACUCCGGCAAGUAAGUUGAACCAAAAUGACAGCUGUCUGCACAGGUACUUAUAAUCAAAUGUGUUAGAACCGUGCUCCGUGGUUGCUCUGUAUAAUAAAAAUGCCAAAUAUGUAAUUCACAAUUUCAUACACUGUAACAUUUUUUUUGGAGGUUCGAGUCUCAAUGGAGACGCCCUUAGAGAGUCAUUUCGCCCAUCUACUCUGCUUCGGCCUUAGGGCCUUCGGGCCUCACUAAGCGAUGCCUCUAUGUUCGCCCAAACCCCCUGAUGACGCCGCUGAGGUCCCAAUAAGGAGCCUAUGGCACUUACACACAAAAAACAACAAAAACGUGUUGCUAUGGUUAUGUGACAUCUCUUACCGUACGUCACUAACACCCAAAAAUUUAUUACUACGCAUAGUUCAACUUACAGGCCGCUUACUAUAUUAAUUACUAUAGAGUUACUUAUAGACUAUAGUUAUAUAUUCAAUUCGGUGACAUGCAAAACGUCAUAUAGAAUUACACCUACCUACUUAGUCUGUGAUUUAAAAUAAAGAUAUAGAGAAAAAACAUCUGCGUCUCGGGACGCUCGAUAGAAGUGAUAACUAAAUCUGCUGCCAUAUGCGUGAGAAAAAGGGAAGCCAGACAGAGUAACGCGUUACGUUACGAAGCGGUUUUGCCCUCCCAUAUAAAGUUAUCACUCCAAAAAUAAUGAAGAAUUAAUAAUAAUGUUUUGAAUACUAAAAGAGGCUAUUUAACACAGAAAAAAUAAUGUGGGACACAGAAAUUUACAUAAAUCCAACAGAAUAUGGAGAUUCGAAUGUUCUAAAUGUUGCCAUUAUCCCCAUAAUAAAGUGUAACCUUGUGUUAUCGUCCAUAUUCUGUGGUUUUACCAGCCAGUGUGUGUGUGUGUACCCUUAAUAAAAAAUUAAGGUGCAUCCACACAGCCCAGCGGCUUUAUUACAAGAAAACGUAAAUUGUAUUACGACUACCGCAUGGUCUGUGAGGAUCCACCUUUAUGUUGCAAAUAAACAAAAGCAAAGCCAAAUAAUUUAUAUAGAUUUUAGUCAUAAACAGGUUACGAUAAUAAUAAAUACUUAUGAGAGUUUUUGAAGUAAUUUAUUCGUAAGUUGUGAUGUUUGUAUUCAUGUAUUUUUUAAGAUUUUAUUGUGGGUGAUGAUAUGAUUGUUAAUGAUAUUUAUUUUACGUGUGCCAAGGAAGUACCUACUGAGAGAAAAUAUUAUCUCAUUUUCUAAGUAUUAUACAAUUACAUACCUAUCUUUAUAUAUUUAUUUUCUGAUUAGGUAUACGUUGUCAUUUAUGACUGCACCUACCUACUUAAUUGUAUUUUAUUCAAUAAAAUUUUCAAUUUUUA